AUGUUUUCCCGCUCGGAAUACGCUUUCCACGAAGCGGAAGAAGACAGACAGAUCGAGUUCGCAGGACGAUACUCAACAGCCACAACUUCGAGAUACACCUUUUCUGGUUGUCAAUGCUUACCAGUUGCAAUUCCUUUCAAGCCGAGUUCUUCUACCGAAACGAAAGAGUCCCGUGUCAUGAAAUCGCAAAGAAACUCACUGAGAAAACAGAUGCAUCCAAGUCCAUCCGAGCAUAUGCUUCCGGCAGAGAUUGACCAUUCUCCUCCGUUCCGAAGACCCAUUCCGCACAGACCUGCUCGAUUCUCCGAACCAACCUCCGCUUGGGCCGCCGCUAGCCUGGACCAAAGGCAGACAGAAGAUCUGGAUCACCAAAAUAGUUUCACUGUCCAAGUAGGGGUGACAUUUCUGAAUAGGCAAAAGUGGAUUAAAGAAGAGUAA
Molecule: messenger RNA, 438 nt
Organism: Protopolystoma xenopodis
Lineage: Eukaryota; Metazoa; Platyhelminthes; Monogenea; Polystomatidea; Polystomatidae
Source: the annotation of a GenBank genome assembly